Messenger RNA from Seriola aureovittata, 1157 nucleotides. RefSeq names its product glutathione S-transferase theta 1a (gene gstt1a). NCBI's taxonomy places the organism in Eukaryota, Metazoa, Chordata, Actinopteri, Carangiformes, Carangidae. Gene Ontology annotation, cellular component: cytoplasm. Gene Ontology annotation, molecular function: glutathione transferase activity. The record is from RefSeq and is a predicted model, not a curated record. The transcript has 5 exons. Bases 84 to 812 code for a protein of 242 amino acids. Gene Ontology annotation, biological process: glutathione metabolic process.
CGCGGCAGGAGAGGACCGAGGACACAGAGGAGGGGAAACCGAGCUGGAAACGAAGCAUCUGCAGCAAUCACACUCUUGACAUAAUGGAGCUCUAUCUGGACCUGUUCUCGCAGCCCUGCCGCUCCGUCUUCCUGUUUGCCAAAGUGAUCGGGAUUCCCUUUGAGUUCAAGCGCGUCGACCUCUCUACAGGUCAGCAGCACAGCGAGGAGUUUGGUGAAAUCAGCAUGAUCAGGAAAGUCCCUGUGAUGAAGGAUGGAAGCUUCAUUCUGACUGAAAGCACUGCAAUCCUGAAGUACAUGGUGCAGAAAUAUUCAACGUUAGUGGCAGAUCACUGGUUUCCAGCUGACCUGCAGCAGCGAGCUCGCGUUAAUGAAUACCUGUCCUGGCAGCACAUGAACCUCAGAGUUCACGGGUCAAAGGUCUUCCUGCUCAGGACUCUGUUUCCUGUCAUCAUGGGCUCUGAGGUCCCAAAGGAGAAGAUGGACGCUGCGAUCGAGGACCUGAAGCAGUCACUCGACCUGCUGGAGGAGAAAUUCCUGCAGAACAAACCGUUCAUCAUCGGAGACAAAAUCUCUCUGGCUGAUCUGGUGGCUAUAGUUGAGAUCAUGCAGCCUGUUGGAGCCGGUGUGGACGCGUUCGAAGGCCGGCCGAAGCUCCUCACCUGGAGAGCGCGAGUCACGAAGGAGUUUGGCGAGAAGCUGUUUGACGAAGCUCACAAGUCGAUCAUGAACGUGAGCAGCCUGCCACAGAUGAUGCAGAACAACACAGAGCUGGAGAUGCUCAAACCAAAGUUUCAGAAGCUUUUCAACUGAGGACGUUUGUGCACAAACAGAGAUAACACGACUGUCACUGACGUCAUUCUGUGGUUGUAUGGUGACUUUUAUCCUCUUCACGUUUGUUAUAAAAUCAUUUAACCAGCUUCCAGGUAUUAAAAGCUGUUAAAGCUGCAGUUGUGAACUCGCAUUGUGAAUAAAUUCUUUAAUUUGUUUUUGCUAAUUUGGAUAAAGACUCAGCUGACAGUCGUGCUGUUAAAUCUCUUCCUGUAGAAACCAUAAGAGACAUAUCAUGUGUAUUCGUUUUUUCCUGGUGACCUUUUUAUGAAUGACUGCACAUUCAUGAUCCUAUAUCACAAAUAUUAAAAUGAUACAUCAACAUUA